Anolis carolinensis (green anole) is the source of this 6678-nucleotide messenger RNA. It is a transcript of the gene bmp7, whose product is annotated as bone morphogenetic protein 7. Gene Ontology annotation, biological process: BMP signaling pathway. Gene Ontology annotation, cellular component: extracellular region. Gene Ontology annotation, molecular function: cytokine activity; growth factor activity. Bases 123 to 1466 code for a protein of 447 amino acids. Lineage: Eukaryota; Metazoa; Chordata; Lepidosauria; Squamata; Anolidae. The record is from RefSeq and is a predicted model, not a curated record. The transcript has 7 exons.
CGGGGCGAGUGAGUCCCUCGGUGGCGGCGGCGGCGGCGGGCGCUGCUCCUGGCUGCUGCCUCUCGGUGCGGUUGCGCCUUCGCCUUGGCCCGGCUGGGUGGGCUUUCGGCGGGGCGCCGGCGAUGCUGCUGGGGGUGCUGGUGCUGUGGGCGGCCCUGGAGCUGCGCGCCUCCGCCGCCGCCGCCUCCUCCUUGGCCGACUUCACCUUGGAGCACGAGGUCCACUCCAGCUUCAUCCACCGGCGGCUGCGGAGCCAGGAGCGGCGCGAGAUGCAGCGGGAGAUCCUCUCCAUCCUGGGCCUGCCCCACCGGCCCCGGCCCCACCUGCACGGGAAGCACAACGCCGCCCCGCUCUUCAUGCUGGACCUCUACAACGCCAUGGCCGGCGGCGGGGCCGAGGAGGAGGCGGCGGCCGUGGGGCUGGUGGGCGAGGGCGGCCCCGAGGCGGGCGGGCUGGAGGGCUACUCCUACCCCUACAAGCCCCUCUUCAGCACCCAGGCCCCCCCGCUGGCCAGCCUCCAGGACAGCAACUUCCUCACCGAGGCAGACAUGGUCAUGAGCUUCGUCAACAUGGUGGAGCAUGACAGAGAGUUCUACCACCAACGCAGUCACCAUCGGGAGUUCCGGUUCGACCUCUCCAGAAUCCCUGAGGGUGAAGCGGUGACUGCUGCUGAGUUUCGGAUUUACAAGGACUACAUCAGAGAACGCUUUGAUAAUGAAACAUUCCAGAUCAGUGUCUACCAGGUCCUCCAAGAACAUCCGGGAAGGGAUUCAGAUUUAUUCCUCCUUGAUACCCGGACCAUUUGGGCAGCAGAAGAAGGAUGGCUAGUGUUCGAUAUUACUGCAACUAGUAAUCACUGGGUGGUAAAUCCACAUCACAAUCUUGGUUUGCAGUUAUCAGUGGAAAGCAUAGAUGGACAAAGCAUCAACCCCACGUUAGCUGGUCUUAUUGGGAGACAUGGCCCACAAAACAAGCAGCCAUUCACAGUAGCCUUCUUCAAAGCCACCGAGGUGCAUUUCCGAAGUAUUCGUUCUGCAGGAGGCAAACAGCGCAACCAGAACCGAUCAAAGACACCAAAGAACCAAGAAGCUUUUCGGGUGUCAAAUCUUGGAGGUAUGCAAGCAGUAGAAAACACCAGCAGUGACCAGAGACAAGCUUGCAAGAAACAUGAGCUCUAUGUCAGUUUCAGGGAUCUUGGCUGGCAGGACUGGAUCAUUGCUCCAGAAGGCUAUGCUGCAUACUACUGCGAAGGGGAAUGUGCCUUCCCAUUAAACUCUUACAUGAAUGCAACAAACCAUGCUAUUGUGCAAACGCUGGUCCACUUUAUAAACCCCAAUACUGUGCCGAAACCUUGCUGUGCCCCAACGCAGCUCCACGCCAUCUCAGUCCUCUACUUUGAUGACAGCUCCAAUGUCAUUUUGAAAAAAUACCGAAACAUGGUGGUACGAGCUUGUGGCUGCCAUUAAACAUCCCACAAUGGAAAGACAACACAUGAGUUGCAAAACAGACAAGGUUAUACUGUUACACUCUUGAUGGUAAAGAAGAAGAGAACCUUCUCUGAAAACAAGCCACAAUUUUUAGGAAGAACAUUUCUGACGGGGCCAUAGAGUCAAGAAAGAAUUCCAAAUGGAAGUGGCAUUCUGCAGUGAGUUUGGCUUUUGCUUUUGAAUGAGCAUCACUCUGCAAAACUAAUGCACAAUGAAAAAGGACCAAAGACCUGUUUUGCAAACAGGUUUGUACUUCUGAAGGGUAAACAAAAUCUGUUUGAAAGCGCUUUGUCAAGGGGAACAAACUUUCUUUUAAAAAAAACAAAAACAAAAAGCCAUCUCUGUGGUGAGAAAAGUGUGUAUGAGUGUUUGAGUGUUUACACAUGUGCAUAGAUUAUAUAAAAUUACUUUUAGAGACAUGAAUUGUUUGAAUUUAAAUGUGUGAAUGAUGUUGCCUGCAAGAAACAGAGAUCCUGUUAAGAUUUCUAGAGAUAUGUGAUCCGACCUUUUAAAAAAUGAUAUCUCCGUCUUCCCCAUGGUGCUCCACAUUUGGCACACUUCUCUUCCAAAGCAGCUCUGCAGUUGUGCAAAGCACAUCUCAGUCACUGAGCCUGAUGCCUUAAGCUAACUAUUGUUUUCCCCAUUUGAAUCCAAAAAUCACAGUGGCACAUAACAGACACAUUUUACGUACCUGUUUCAAUCCAAAACCCACUGGUAGCAUCACAAACUGUAGAUGUAUGGUUUUCUUAUUAUUAGUGCAAUUGAUUUAACUGGACAUAAGCUUGUACAGUUUAAUCCACCUUUCUGAAUAUUGAAGGCUUUGGGUGGAACAGGAUGAGAUCACACAGUUUCCUUUGACAGUAACAUUUGAGGACUCAUUCCCUGUUUUCCAACAAUUAUGCAUAACAGUAAACAUGCAGUUCUAACUGGAAUAAGAAAAUGCCUUUACCGCCCAGCUAAUUUCCUCCAUUCACAAGCUAAAGUUUCCAAGCUUCCACCUCAAAUUAACCUCAUUAGCUAGUACAAUACUGCCAUUGCACAAAGCAAAUCCAAAACUAAACCAUAUGUUUAUCUCUCCAAAGUUGGAAAUCAGUGUCUGACAGCAUUCCUCAGAGGACUAUACUGAGCAAAAUAUUCUACUAAUGCAUAUGAAGAUGUGAAUAACAUCUUUUUAAAGGUUCUGAUGGGACUGAACGGAGAUGAAUUGGAGCACCAAAGAAUGAUGGUACAUUCACGCCGUUGGAGAGGAAUAAUACAAAAGAACCAAGUGCCCAGAAGAUGGUUAAAUUGGGCAAGCACUGAUGAGUCUAAGAAAUACUUAGGAGCUAUAGCAGAUAACAAAGUGAACAUGAGUCAAUAAGUUGGGUAUAAAGCCAAUAUCAUUUCAGGUUGGUUCAACAAGGGAAACUCUUUUCAAAAUUGGAGACAUGUUAGUGCUGAUGUGGUGCUGAGCAAGGCUGUAUCUACAAUUUGAGCACUAUUUAUUCAAAAUUGGGUUUGGGCACAAAAAUUUCAGCACGAAAGCUACACAAAUAAUGGUUUAUAAACAGUGAAAGGAAAUGGGCUUAUAUCUUUCCAAUACUACAGGUUGAACAUCUCUUAUCAGGAAUCCCAAAAUCUGAAAUCCAAAAUUAUCCACAUGGUUCCCGAGAUGGUGACAUCUUUGUUUUCUGAUAGUUCAGUGUACAGAAAUGCUGUUUCAUGUACAAAAUUAUUUUAAAAUACUGUAUAAAAUUACCAUCAGACUAUGUGUAAAAGAUAUAUAUCAAACAGAAAUUAAUUUGGGUUUAGACCUGGGUCUCAUCUCCAAGAUAUCUCGUUAUGUACAUAUAUUCAAAUACAGGUAUUCCAAAUCUGGGAGGAAAAGAUUCAAAGUCUAAAACACAUCUGGUCCCAAGCAGUUUGGUUAAGGGAUUCUCGAUCUGGAUUAGGGAAAAACAUGAACAUGAAACAGCAAGGAUAAUAUGCCAUUAUCUAAAUUUUUGUUGAGGCAAGCAUUUAUACUGUGUAUUGUCUGGUUAUCCCAUGUCAUAAAGAUUGUAGAUCUGGAAGAAAAUGUAGAAAAGGGAAACCAAUGUGAUCAACAAAGAGGACAACUUUUCUUACAAGGAAAAUUAUCCAGUAAAGCUGAUUUGCUAUAGCUUUUGGAGAUAACACUGAAAAUUUGUCUUUACAGAACACAUGCUUCAUUUAUGGGAUUUAUUGCCUGAACAGGGAAUGAUGUUCACUGCAUACCUUUUUGAAAGGAUAAAGCUUGGAUGGAAUGGAUUCAUAAAGGGCUACUAAUAUGUAUAGCUCAAUACUCAUAUUCCACGCAGAUACUGGUGUCGUCUUUUUGAACAAAACAAAUGAACAACAUCAGAGAUCUGAUUGGUUAGUGUUAUGGGAAGGAAGCCCCUUCAUGGCUGUGAAAUCUUUCUUGUGGCACUGCCUGUUCAAACCCCGAAAUAGGAAAGUUAGUAGAAAAGUGCUAAUGCAUUUAGUUAGUUAUUAAUUAGUUUUUAAUAGGCUGAAAAAUCUAGUUCAUGUUAAAUUGCCAUUGAAGUAUAAGUUAAUAGUCUGCUCUAUAAAACCACUGCAGGAAAAAAAAAGACUUCUGUUCUUAGUCCUUCUGUGUUGUUCCUACCUUGGACUUUAGAGAGAAGGAAACAGCUAAAUGAAUUUUUGGAAAAACCCUAUUUUUCAUUUACCCACCAAAACACCUUCUCUUGCAUUCCUUUUCCUCCCUUUCUUAUAAUCGUAUCCCAGUAAAGGUCUUGGGGUAAGAUCUUCAAAAUUCAGUUUCCUAGGACAAAUAAGGACAUUUUGUGCACUGCCUAAUGUAACACAUAGGAAGUCCACUUGAGCCUAAAGAAAACCAGGUCUUGUUCUAGGCCUCCAUUACUGUAUGUUGACCUCAUUUUUUAAAAAACUUUGAAUGAUUUAGACACCAGAUUUUAUUUUUGUGUGAGUGGGGUUAAUAAGCAAAAUUAAAAUCUGGUGGCUAAGGUAUUAGAAUGUACCAAUCCAAAGGAAUUAAAAGCAAGGAACAAUUUUCAAAACUCCAUGAGAACUGGGCUUUUGGUAAAAUAAUAAUCUAGGAUUUGUUACAUUUGUUGGGCAUUUAGCAUGGUCUCCUAUUUGACAAAUUAAUGAUUUAAGGUUGAAGUUCUAAAUUAAGUUUUAAAAUAAAUUUAAUUAACUUACCUAUUUACAUUAGAAAAUUUAUAACUUAAUGGAUACUUUAUUGACUUUAAUUAGUCCUUAGAUGUCAAGGAUUCAAUGAUAUAUUUGAAUUGUAUUUUCAGUAGUUGGGGCAGGGUUUCAAUGCUUUACACAGCUGUUCAUUCUUACUUAUGACCUGAAAACAAAUUAUUUUAAGGUAAUGUUAGACUACAGAACAAAUUAAGCAAGACCAGUGAUAAAGAAUUGUUCCAGUUUAUGAAAGAGAAUAGUAGAAGAGAAUAGUGGUUUCCCCAAAAAUCUCCAGAGGAGCUUCAUGACCAAGUAAGGUUUCACAUUUUCCCUCCCUAUAGGCCAUGGUACAACUCCACAUCAACUGUUUUAUUUGGCAGCCAGGAAGAGCAAUAGAAGUGACAUCUUUUUAAAAAUGCAGUCCUUGGAAUUCAGUCGUUUGUGUGCAACUAAAUAGCAGCUGUGUGUAUACACAAACUUACACAACAUUUGCAGAGCUGCAUCAUUCUGAGUUGUUGCAGUUUUCCAUAGUGACCUUUGGAACAAAAUUAGUGGCUCAGGGAUUCUGAGGAACUAUAAAGUACUGCUCUGACCAUUGUCUUCCAUGUGAAAAGCAGCCUUCAUUCACAAUAGGAGACCUACAGCAUGGGCCCAGAUAACCAUGUAUUACUUGGGAUUUGUAAAUAUGCAAAUAGGGUGGGUGCAGAGGAACAUGUUAAUGUCAAAUGAACCAUAAUGGUGCCUUGAGAAAGACUUUCCUUUUCAUAAUGCUGUUCCUAGUGGGCUAGACAUCAUUCCCAGGUGAAAGGUCCCAGGUUUUCUGUGGCUGAUGGGCCACCAUAGCAGUUUUGGUCCCCAGCUUCUGUGUUGAAAGAAUCAAUAGGUGGGCAGCAUAGAUGUUCCCCCUGGCUCAAGUGGGAUUUGGUUGCUUCUACUGGUUUGUUAGGGUUGCCUUCAUAACAUAAUGCUUGUGUGGAAGAGGAAAUUCCAGCAAGCAUAUGAAGCAACACCUGCUGAAACCCCUUCUUCUACACAACUGACACAUAUGUUUAAAGUAUGAGAGCCCUCUCCAGUUCUCUUUGGAGACCUCAGCUUUCAUCCUCUUAACAGCAUGACAGUGAAGACUGGGUCCAACUGGGUGAUGAAGAGAAUGGAAGAGCCUUCAAAGACAUGUUUUGAAGGGCAGCCCAAAGUAAGGAACUAGUUGCCUGAAAUUGUGUUUCCUUGGCUUGGGUAGGUAAGAAGAGGAUUAGGAUGCGGCAGAGUUUCAAAAGCAUACCUUCCUUUGGCCCAUAUUUCCUAGAGAUUCUGGGUGUUGCACCUGAAAACAGCAAAAUAUUUCAAGCUCUGAGAGAUGAACAGUCAUCUGGUACAUAAUUUAAAAUGUGCUCAGUGUAUCAUUAUAUACUUCUAGGGGUUCAGUGAGCAUUGUUCAGGGAACUUGGUUGCUUUUUCAAAGCUAAUGCAAUACAUUAAAAAACACCUUCUAAGUGUAUAUGUAUAUAAUAUAUGGGUGAGCCUUAGUGCCUUGAGUUGCAGUCCAUACUAGUGAAUGUUCUGUAUAUGGUAGGCCACACUUCAUAAACUGUUUUACUGUAUUCACUAACCUUUUAGCUAUUCUUGGGGGAUGUUGUUUUAUGGAUUAGUUUCUUCUAUUUCUCCCAUGUUCCACACUAAAUAAAUGGCAGGCCUCCUGCAAAUCUCUGUGUAAGCUCCACUGUUUGUACAUGUUUGUGUAAAUAGUUUUCACAAAAAGCAGAACAAAAUUUAUUUAUUUCAGCCUCUAUAUUUCCUCUUUUCUCAAACAGAUUCAGGAAGAAAAUCUCUAUUCAUCUCUCCUUUGAACACAUGUUGUUUCCUUAUUUAAUAAAGUAUUUAUUAACAACUGUUGGUAAAAGAAAAAUAAAGGAAUAUACGUUUUGGGUCUUUAUUCCCCUUUAGAUCAGUUGUUUUUAGAUGGUUGUUUGUAUAAUUUAACCAAAUAAAUGAUUGUGGUUUUACAUGGUUUUAAAAAAUA